CCACACAUGGCUCCUACAAUCACUGCAGCGAUGGGCCCCUCUCAGGAGUACCUCAGUGUCUCUCACAAGCUGAGAAAGCCUGUGGUGGAGAAGCUGCGCAGAGAGAGGAUCAACAGCAGUACUGAGCACCUCAAGUCUCUCCUGUGUGCAGAGUUCCUCCAACAACAGCCAGACUCCAAGCUGGAGAAAGCAGACGUCCUGGAGAUGACCGUCACUGUGCUCACAUGUCUGCAGCAGCAGAAUAAGACACACUUCCCGUCCCAGAGCCACAUGAAGAGCCAUCAGCAGAGCCACUGCACUGAGUUGUACAACCACAACACCACCUGCAAAGACAAGAGUCCAGUGAGCAGCUCCCCCUGGAGGCCGUGGUAGAGCCUGCACUGUGCUCAGACUGACACAGUAACUA
Messenger RNA from Periophthalmus magnuspinnatus, 406 nucleotides. RefSeq names its product transcription factor HES-5-like. Bases 7 to 372 code for a protein of 121 amino acids. NCBI's taxonomy places the organism in Eukaryota, Metazoa, Chordata, Actinopteri, Gobiiformes, Gobiidae. Gene Ontology annotation, cellular component: nucleus. Gene Ontology annotation, biological process: anterior/posterior pattern specification; regulation of transcription by RNA polymerase II; regulation of neurogenesis. The transcript has 2 exons. The record is from RefSeq and is a predicted model, not a curated record. Gene Ontology annotation, molecular function: protein dimerization activity; RNA polymerase II cis-regulatory region sequence-specific DNA binding; DNA-binding transcription factor activity, RNA polymerase II-specific.